Dentiscutata heterogama is the source of this 536-nucleotide messenger RNA. NCBI's taxonomy places the organism in Eukaryota, Fungi, Glomeromycota, Glomeromycetes, Diversisporales, Gigasporaceae. The record is from the annotation of a GenBank genome assembly.
AUGUCUCCAAAAUUUCUAAAAAUAUCCCUAAAAAAAGUUCUACUGCUCCCAAAAUUGUUUGUAAAGAAAACCAAUAUUAAUAGUAACGAGGAACGAAAAAAAAAACAAGAGAAAGGCUACUAUUCGGAGGUGAUUAAUUUAUUAAAUUCAAACGGUUUUGAUGUGGAAACGGUUUUGAUGUUGAAACUUUGGAAAAGCUCCAAAUAUUUACUGUUAAAGUUUCCUUCGAAGGAUACCUCUUUUUUCUUAUCAUCUGGUAAAAUUAAAUAUUUUGUAGAACAUGUUCAUGUAAUCGUAUGUAAAUCGUUAGACAAUCAAAGAUUUGAUAAUAUAGAAAAAUUUAAAGAAAUAACUAAAUUAGAACUUAAAUAUAGUAAUUGUGAAGGAGAAAGAUGGAUUAUUAGCCAUAUAAUAGAAUAUUUUUCUUAUCAAUAUGCAGGAAUGGAUGUAAAAGAAACAAAUUCAUUUGGAACUUACAUGAGAGAGAAAGUUAAAAAUAUUAAACUUUUGAUCAUUAUUGUCAAGAGUAUUAUGAU